Messenger RNA from Coccidioides immitis RS, 881 nucleotides. RefSeq lists its product as uncharacterized. NCBI's taxonomy places the organism in Eukaryota, Fungi, Ascomycota, Eurotiomycetes, Onygenales, Onygenaceae. The transcript is spliced from 4 exons. Bases 237 to 539 code for a protein of 100 amino acids. The record is from RefSeq and is a predicted model, not a curated record. Gene Ontology annotation, molecular function: endopeptidase inhibitor activity. Gene Ontology annotation, biological process: vacuole fusion, non-autophagic.
CAUCCUUGCUUGCAAGGUCAUCAGCAAAGAAGUAUAUAAAGGAAGAGAGGACUGCCAGGCAAACGCUUAAUUGUUCCCCCCCCCCUACUCUUCACCCUUUCACGCAGUUCUCGAGUGAUUACAAAUUAAAACACAUCAAGUUUUCGAUCCUUUAGAGUGCCUGAUCUGAACACAUUUAACUUCCACGCAACCCCGCGUUGAGCGCAACACAUCUCCAAGUUAACCUGUUCCACAGCAUGAAAGUGACACUCACUCUCAUCUUUAGCUUUCUCUUCUCAGCUGCUAUGGCCGCCUCCGCUCAACACAAGUCCGUCAUCAUCACGUUCCCUUCAGAAACGCCUGACUCGGUGGUUCAACAGGCAAAGGAUGCGAUCAAGGCAAACGGUGGCAAAAUUACCCAUGAAUACAAUUUGAUCAAAGGAUUUGCGGCCGAAGCGCCGUCGGUUGCCAUGGAUGCUGUUAGUGCUCUUGGGACAGAAUACCCCCCCGUCAUUGAGGACGAUCAGAUUGUCACCAUAAACCAACCGGCUACGAAUUGAUGUCUUGAUGAGAUGGGGACAAUCCUCUACGUCCGAUCCGAGAUGAAUGGAUUCUUUAUGGGCUAGUGGCUCUUUGUGUGUAUCCCUGGCCAAAGUGAACGCUUUAUGGGGAUACUCAGGGGGAAGUGGAUUCGAAGGAUCGUUUCAGAAUCUACUUAUAAUCAUACUUUGAAUGUCAUGAAUUCUAUUGGCAAUGUCUUCUCAUGUGGAGCGGUCUACUCCGUACAUAUGGGAGAUCCUAUUUCGCUCUUUAAAAACAAGGAACCUGUUUCGAUAUACUCCGUACAAGAAGUUCAAUUUAGUACUUAAACUUACAUAGUGAAUCAACUAUGGACUAAUACU